CCAGAAAGAGAGAGAUUCGAGAGCCAUGUAUCUCUUCAACUUCAACCCGAACAGAUCAACCACCACCAGACCAUGGCCCACCAAGAGGCCAUCAUCAUCAUCAUCAUCACAGAGAUCGCCACUCCUCUUCAUCACCGUCCUCUUCUGCGCCUUCAUAUUCUUCCUCUACUACCAAUCUCUCUCUCCCACUUCCCUCUCUCUCUCUUCUUCCAAAACCCCCCAUUCCCUCCAAAACCAAUGCCGGAUCCCUUCGCCCCGAGAAAAGUUCCUCUGGUAUGCGCCCCACAGCGGCUUCAGCAACCAGCUCUCCGAGUUCAAGAACGCCCUUUUGAUGGCCGCCAUUCUGAACCGGACUUUGAUCGUUCCUCCGAUCUUGGACCACCACGCCGUCGCGCUCGGAAGCUGCCCCAAGUUUCGUGUUUCGGCUCCGGCCGAGAUUCGGGCUUCGGUUUGGGAUCACGCCGUUGAGCUCAUUCGCAGUGGAAGGUAUGUCUCCAUGGCUGAUAUCGUUGAUAUUUCAUCAUUAGUUUCUUCGUCCUUUAUACGAGCUAUAGAUUUUAGGGUGUUUGCUUCUCAAUGGUGCAAUCUUAACUUAGAGGGCAUUUGUGUCAAUGAAUCGGAUAAGCAAUCAUCUUUGCUUGAUAGCCUUAAACAAUGUGGAUCUCUACUAGCUGGGCUGGAUGGUAGUGUGAGUAAGUGUUUAUAUGCUGUGAAUGAGGACUGCAGAACUACAGUUUGGACAUACAAAAAUGAUAAUGAAGAUGGUACAUUGGAUUCUUUCCAGCCCGAUGAACAGCUCAAAAAGAAGAAGAAAAUUUCAUAUGUUAGGAGAAGAAGAGAUGUGUAUAAGAAUCUUGGACCUGAUUCCGAAGCUGACUCAGCUACAUUGCUGGCAUUUGGGAGCAUUUUCACUAGUCCUUACAAAGGUUCAGAGCUAUACAUUGACAUCCAUGAAUCUCCAAGAGAUCAAAGGAUACAGAAAUUGAUUGAGAAAAUUGAGUUUCUUCCAUUUGUCCCUGAAGUUAUCAGCGCCGGAAAAAGGUUUGCUCGUGAGACCAUACAAGCUCCGUUUCUCUGUGCACAGCUUAGAUUAUUAGAUGGUCAAUUUAAGAACCAUUGGAAGACAACGCUUCUGGGGUUAAAGCAGAAAAUCGAAUCUUUGGGACAGAGUUCUCAUCCCACUCAUAUUUUUGUGAUGACUGAUCUUCCUGAGGCUAAUUGGACCGGAAGUUACUUGGGAGAUUUGGCUGGAGAUUCUCAUCAGUUUAAACUGCAUCUUCUGAAAGGCACAGAUGAGUUGGUUAUGCAAACGGCAAGAGCACUUGCGGUUGCAAAUCAUGGCUUGAGUUCUGGGUUUCUUUCAAAAAGUAGCGAUGGAGAUAGUAAGAUUCAGAAGCAUUGUCGUCCCUCAACAUUAGCGGAUGCACUUCUAUACAUAGAAGAAACUGUUUGCAGCUGUGCCUCCCUUGGAUUUGUCGGGACUUUGGGUUCAACUAUUGCAGAAAGCAUAGAGUUGAUGAGAAAGUUUGGGGUAUGUUCAAGUUCAACUCGGACUGCAUUGUGACAACUGCAUGCCUUCUGCCGUGACGAAUGCUGUCGAACGGAGUUAACUGAAGGCAGUUUAGUCCUGCAAAAUGGUUUGUAAGCUCUCUUUGAGAGACUCCGGUCUUCUCACUGCGCAAUCUUGAACAUUCUUGUCUCAUGAGACCACAAUUCUUUUGAUCCUCCAGCCAGAAUAUGUGCGUUUAUUCAUUUGUCAAUGAUAGAACGGCAAUGAACUCUGAUUGCAGCCCUUUACUGAUAAACUGUCUUAUGCUCGCAUCAGAAAACUAAGUCUGGUUUCUCCCCAGUUGGGAUCUGAGAGGAAAAAUCCGCAUUCAUCGUCUUCUCUGUCAGUGAGUUUAAGACCAACUUGAUUCUUUUCACAUAUCAAGUGUAUGUAUCUAUUAACAGAUAUGGGGUAGUUCUCUUAUGUGUUUCUUUCUUUGUAACGUCCUUGAAUUUUUCAAGUCGUGUGUGGGGUUGGUGUUUGGUAUUUGGUGGGAUUUAUUUUGUCUUCUGAUAAAAUUUAUUGCAAAAUAGUACUGAGAAGACUAGUAAAUGAUCAACAUAUACUAUUUUAUU
Morus notabilis is the source of this 2124-nucleotide messenger RNA. Its product is annotated as O-fucosyltransferase 30. The coding region runs from base 26 to 1564 and encodes 512 amino acids. The transcript is spliced from 2 exons. NCBI's taxonomy places the organism in Eukaryota, Viridiplantae, Streptophyta, Magnoliopsida, Rosales, Moraceae. The record is from RefSeq and is a predicted model, not a curated record.